Aureobasidium namibiae CBS 147.97 is the source of this 951-nucleotide messenger RNA. RefSeq names its product short chain dehydrogenase. The transcript has 2 exons. The record is from RefSeq and is a predicted model, not a curated record. The coding region runs from base 1 to 951 and encodes 316 amino acids. NCBI's taxonomy places the organism in Eukaryota, Fungi, Ascomycota, Dothideomycetes, Dothideales, Saccotheciaceae.
AUGGCAAGCACAAAACCUGUAACAUUAGUCAUUGGUGCUUCUCGUGGCAUGGGUCGACAGAUAGCAAUUGGUCUGGCAGGAGAAGGCUACACAGUGGUCGUCGCAGCAAAAACAACCUCAGAUCCCGAAAAACUGGCUACCUUCCCACCAGAUCCAAAUUCAUCUCAGAGCACUAUCAAUACAGUCGCAAAAGAGAUACACUUGCUCGGAGGAACCGCGAUCCCCAUGGCAGUUAACACACGCUCAACAGAAUCAGUGGAUAAACUGUUCGCCAGAGUCUCCACCGAGCUCGGUCGACUCGAUGUGUUGGUUUAUAAUUCUGGAGCCAUCUGGUGGUCUUCGGUAGCCAAGACGCCAGUCAAGCGAUUCAAGCUGAUGCAAGAAGUCAAUAUCGAGGGCUUGUACUCUAGCAUCCAAGCUUCGUUUCCGCUGUUCGAAAAGAGUGGUUGGAAGGGACGCGUGAUUGUCGUUUGCCCACCAAUAUACAGCCGAUUCUUUAGAGGCAAGACCGCAUAUGCUGUGGGAAAAGUAGGAAUGAGCGUGUUGGUUAAGGGGUUGUCUAUGGACUGGAUCCGAGAAGCGAAGACAGAUAUGGCAAUCAAUGGUAUCUGGCCUGCGGUGGCUAUCGAGAGUGCCGCAACUCAAGAUGCCGUCGCAGCUGAUAUGGACAGGAGAGGCGAUCUUAGGAAGCCAACCAUUUUCUCGGACGCCAUUCUAGCUAUGCUCAGCUCGCCGACGAGAGAGGUAAACGGGCUCUUGACAACCGAUGAAGACUUUCUCCGCGACGUUGGAGGUGUGGCUGAUUUCAGCAAAUACAAUCUUGUGCCUGGAUCGAUUCCAAGGAGAAUCAUGCCCAAAGAGUUUCCGGACCUGACCGUUGAAGGGCAAGAUGACGAGGGUGUGAGGACGGAUAGCACAAUUUUGCGUGCAAGGCGUCAUGCGAGGCUCUAA